ACUAUCUAUGUGUUUCCUUCACAGCUAUUGUUGUUUCUAGCACUGUAUCCAUGCGAGUCUGUCCGUCUUCGAGGAAAUAUACCCCGCACUAGACCUUGAAUCGACCACAUAGCAAACAAUAGUGACGGGAAAAUCGCACUCGCCAUGACCCUUCGCUUUUGUAUCAUUGUCUCUUUGACACUACUGAAGACCGCGCUAGCUGCUAACUACAACCUGUCACCUUCAUGUGGAACAACGAAACGGGACUUCCUUGCGGUAUUGUUUCGGCACGGAGAAAGGGCCCCGCUGGGAACUUUUCCGGGAGACCCAAACCCACAACAUCCCUGGCCUUUCGGUUUCGGGGAAUUGACAAGAGAUGGAAGGGACAGAAUGAACUACCUCGGCAUGUGGCUACGACACAGCCUCGGAGAAUUUAUGACGAGCGAUACACGCGACGUGGGUGCUAGAAGCAGUCCAGCGCCAAGAUGCUUCGACAGUGCCGCGCUGCUCCUGGAUGAACUUUAUCCUGCAUCUGGGAAGUGGGCGUGGCAUGAGGGUGACCAUUGGCAACCAGUGCCAAUAACUUCGAUGCCGAAGGACCACGACAAGUACACAUUCUACUGUCCAAAGUUCUUGAAAAAGAUGUUGGCUGACCUAAUGUCAAAGUUUGCGACAACGGAUGGACCUGGAAAGGGCCUUCUACAAACCCUUUCGACCAAGACCAAAGUUAGUGCCUCGGAACCACGUAAAUUGCUGGACGCUUUGGACGCCCUGGUGGUGCAAGCGGAGAACAACCUCAAGAUGCCAAACUGGUUCGCGACGCAAAAGGAUCACUUUCUCCAAUUCAACCACGCUGUUUAUGUUGCCAUUGGUAGUGCACUUUCGAGGAACAUGGGAGGAGAAAUAAUCAGGGACAUCGCGGGCAAAGUGAAGGAGUAUUACUACCCUCAGAAUGUGACUAAAAAAGCUGCAGGAAGUACUAUGGCACCCUUGGACGUUCCUUAUGAAAUAGUAAAAAGGCUGCAUCUCUUCUCCUACCACGACCUGAACCUCAUCGCUGUGCUCUACAGUCUGAAUCCAAAUGAAAUCAAGAAGCGCCCGGAUUAUGGAUCAUUGGUUAUUUUUGAGUCGGUGAAGAACACGCUCCUCGAUGAACCGCAGAUCCGUGUGCUCUACAGAGAUGGCGAAACGAAUCACGUAGUUUACAACAUUACGGGAUGUCCAUAUCCGUGUACUGUGAAAAUGUUUCUAGAGUAUGUCGACAAAAAGUUCAAACCCAUGACGAAUAGCGAAUGCGGUAUACCUGACAGCCACAUCCUCCUGUAAGGCAUCGCAACCUGCAAUACAGUCCCCACAUAUAUUCGCGACUACCGCAAUUAGGUGCCGGAUAUAUGUUUCGCUACUUCUUUUCACAGCUAUGCACUGCAUAUAUAUUCCUCCUUUUAAAUUUUUCUACUUUUUCCACAUUAAUUACAAUUACAUGCAUCAUACUGGUGGUAUGCAUUUCAAGGGUGAUGGAGACACGUGGAACCUCUAAAUUGGAUAACUUUUAUUUGGACGUUUGUGGCAACAGACUGUAGCUGAACAAGCCACCAAUAAAAUGAGGGACGAACGAAAAUGUA
Molecule: messenger RNA, 1601 nt
Organism: Ornithodoros turicata
Lineage: Eukaryota; Metazoa; Arthropoda; Arachnida; Ixodida; Argasidae
Product: testicular acid phosphatase homolog
Exons: 4
Coding region: 145-1305 (386 amino acids)
Biological process (GO): dephosphorylation
Molecular function (GO): phosphatase activity
Source: RefSeq, a predicted model, not a curated record